UUUUUUUUCUCUCAUCUCUUUCUUUUUUUUUUUCCCUCACACAUGUCUCGAUUCUUGACACCUACACCAUCACAUAGUAAUCGUAGUUUCAAAAGUAUCAAAAGUUAUAAUACAGAUGAUAUUUGGAUGGCAAGGGAAGAAUGUCAUCAUCAAGCCGAUGUUGCAAUAGACGAUUGGACUGCGUGUUUGAAGAGUAUACAAUCCAAUAGCCAUGAACAUACUAUGAAGAUAGCUAAACAAUUUACUCAAGUUGAUGGUCAUGCCAAACAUACACUUCAAGCCCUUGAAAAGACAAGUAAAACUUUAGAUCUACUCUUGAAUCAAAAAGUAGCCAUGUUAUCCACCGUAUCUACUUUGACAGAAAUCCAAUCCAAUCUUGGUGUAGAGAAAUUAGCAAAAUCGCAUUGGUUGAACCCUUCUCCUUGAUACCUUCCUUCUUCCAAAUAUAUAUCUAUGAAUUAUAUAUUAUCUCUUUU
Molecule: messenger RNA, 476 nt
Organism: Halteromyces radiatus
Lineage: Eukaryota; Fungi; Mucoromycota; Mucoromycetes; Mucorales; Cunninghamellaceae
Exons: 3
Coding region: 43-426 (127 amino acids)
Source: RefSeq, a predicted model, not a curated record